AUUCAAAAUGGCGCCGGUGUUGUUUUGAUGAAUAAGAGACUUUGUGUCAAAGGCAGGGCCUCCCUCAUAGAGGCCACGGGGCAUUGGGGAAAAUAAAAGAAAAGCAUCUCCCUUCCCCACUUUCCCUGAUCCGAAGUAACGUUUAUUUAUGUUUGUUAAAAUAGUUUGAGAUAAACUAUGCACUUUUGUUGAAAAAAGUAAGGUUUUAACGAAAAGGAACAAUAUACUGAAAGAAUGGAAGAACUUAGUGCUGAUGAGAUUCGUAGAAGACGUCUGGCACGGCUGGCUGGUGGACUGACUUCACAACCCAGCACUCCGCUUACCUCCCCACAGCGAGAAAAUCCACCCGGAGUGUCUGCAGCAACACCAGGCAUAUCUCAAAAUAUGGCCCUGAGUGUACAGAGCAUGACUCCUGCCACAUCCCCUAUUGGAGCAACAGGUGUUGCACAUAGGAGCCAGAGCAGUGAAGGGGUGAGCUCACUCAGCAGUUCACCGUCAAAUAGUCUUGAAAACCAGUCUCAGAGUCUCUCCCGAUCUCAGAGUAUGGAUAUCGAUGGUGUGUCCUGUGAGAAAAGCAUGUCUCAAGUGGAUGUAGACUCAGGAAUUGAAAAUAUGGAAGUUGAUGAGGGUGAUCGACGGGAAAAAAGGAGUUUAACUGAUAAGGAACCCUCAUUGGGCUCAGAUGUGUCAGAAGAACAAGCACUUUUGCUAAUAUGUAAAAUCUUCCGGGUCUCUUGGAAGGAGCGUGAUAGGGAUGUAAUCUUCUUACCUGGUUUGGCUGCAGAGUUUAAACAGAAUGCAAAAGAAGUUUUUUCAGAUUGGAAAGACUUGAUUGGCCAGAUUCUAAUGGAGGUUCUGAUGCUGUCCACUCAAAUGCCCGAAGACAACCCUUUUGCCAGUCUGACUGCCACCUCUCGACCUAUUGCUGCAGCUGCAAGGUCACCCGACCGGAAUUUGCCUCUUAACCCUCCAUCAAGUCAUGGAACAAGUCCCAUGUUUUGCAGCCCAGGUUCUUUUGGUGCCAGUUCUUUAUCAAGUCUGUAUGGAACCAGCCCAAGUUCUCGAUCCUUUGCAGCAAAUCAUCCUUCCAAGAUUGCAGGCAGUGCGAAUCAGCAGCCUAAGUUUGCAAGCCCUGUUUCAGUGACGCCCAGUUCUCCAUGCCAACGUACAAUGGCUCCUCGUUCAUCCUCCAUUCAGGCCAGCUCUUCAAGACAACCAUCAUUGGCCAUGAGCUCCCCACCCUUAUUCGCAACUUCUCCCAGGCUAAGAAAUGUUGGUACAAAUCCGUUGCCAAUCACACCUGUCACUUCUAGUGCACAAACUGUGGCCAGUAGCCCUUCUUCGAUCCAAAUGAGUUCUCCAAGGCAACAACCCACCGUAAUGGGUCCACCAUUAUUUCCAGUCACUUCUCCAGCAACUUCCCGUUCUUCUGCACUGAGCCCGCUGCCACUUAGUAUCUACAGCAAUCCCUUUUCCCUUCUCCUCUUCGCUCUUUCUGAUUUACCUGAGGACAGCAGUGACGAUGAUGAUGACAGUGAUGAUGAGGAAGAUGAUGUUGAUUUGUCUAGUGUCCAGUUUGGUUCCAGUCUAGGCACGAGUGGUUCUUGUGCAGAAUCUGGCAGUGAUCGUUUCACAAUUGAAGCAUGUAAGGAGACUGAAAUGUUGAACUACCUCAUAGAGUGUUUUGACAGAGUUGGAAUAGAAGAAAGAAAAGCUCCAAAGAUGUGCAGUCAACCAUCUGUUAGUCAGCUGCUCAGCAACAUCCGAUCCCAGUGUAUCUCCCAUACAGCUCUUGUGUUGCAGGGGGCCCUCACACAGCCAAGGUCCUUGUUGCAGCAGUCAUUGCUAGUACCAUAUAUGUUGUGUAGGAAUCUUCCAUAUGGCUUCAUUCAAGAGCUAGUUAGAAUGACCCAUCAGGACUCUGAGGUAUUCAAACAGAUCUUUAUUCCAAUCAUACAAGGUCUUGCACAGGCUGUGAAAGAAUGUUCUUUAGAUGGUGAUAAUUUCAAGUAUCCACUUGUGGCUUUACAAGAAUUAUGUGAAAUUAAAUUUGGGAAGACACAUCCUGUGUGCACUUUGGUGAUCUCACUUCCUUUGUUUUUGCCUGAUCCUUUAAGUCAAGGAACAGGCAGAGAGUUGCAGAGACUGUCAGUCCUUGGCUCCUUCUUCAGCCUGUCUGUGUUUGCAGAGGAUGAUACAAGAGUUGUUGAGAAAUAUUUCUCUGGACCUACACUUACACUUGAAAAUACUAGAGUUGUUAGUCAGUCCUUGCAACACCAUCUAGAAUCAGCCAGGACUGAUCUCUUCAAAAUUUUGCACAAUAUUUUACUUAACGGUGAGACUAGAGAGUCUGCAUUAAAUUACAUGGCAGCAGUGGUAAAUCGCAAUAUGAAGAAAGCACAAAUGCAGACAGAUGACCGACUGGUAUCAACGGAUGGGUUCAUGUUGAAUUUUUUGUGGGUGCUGCAGCAACUGAGCACAAAGAUCAAGCUAGAAACUGUUGACCCAAUGUACAUUUUCCACCCAAAGUGUCGCAUCAACAUACUGUCUGAUGAGACACGUGUGAAAGCCUCAAUGGAAGACAUUAAAAGCUGGCUUUCUGAACUCAAUGAUCAGUCUAAGUUUGCUGAGCCAAAGUUCCCUACAGAAUGCUUCUUCCUGACCUUACAUGCACACCAUCUUGCUAUCUUGCCAAGUUGCCGCCGAUAUAUAAGAAGAUUACGAGCUAUUCGAGAUCUCAACCGGACUGUGGAGGAACUGAAAAAUAGUGAAAGUCAGUGGAAGGAUUCUCCAUUGGCAAGCAGACACAGGGAGAUGUUGAAACGAUGCAAGACUCAAUUGAAGAAAUUGGUGCGGAGCAAAGCAUGUGCUGAUGCUGGUUUAUUAGAUGAGAAUCUGUUGAGAAGAUGCCUCCAGUUUUAUGGCACAUUAAUUCAACUGAUCUUUCGUCUGGUUGAUCCACGCUACCCAGACAUGACACUGCCCCUUAAUCCAGAGAUCCCCAAGGUGUUUGCAGCAUUGCCUGAAUUCUAUUUAGAAGAUAUUGCAGAAUUUUUGCUGUUUAUUGUACAAUAUUCCCCUCAGGUUUUAUAUGAACCUUGUACUCAGGACGUUGUGACCUUCCUUGUUGUAUUUAUCUGUAGUCAGAACUAUAUCCGAAAUCCUUACUUGAUUGCCAAGCUGGUAGAAGUCAUGUUUGUAACAAAUCCAGCAGUUCAGCCUCGAACACAGAAAUUCUAUGAGAUAAUGGAGAACCAUCCAUUGGCUACGAAACAGCUUGUGCCUGCGUUAAUGAAGUUUUACACAGAUGUUGAACAUACUGGAGCAACCAGUGAAUUCUAUGACAAGUUCACUAUCCGUUACCACAUCAGCACAAUCUUUAAGAGCCUAUGGCAGAAUGUGGCACAUCAAGGUACCUUCAUGGAAGAGUUUAAUUCAGGAAAGCAGUUUGUUCGUUACAUCAAUAUGCUCAUAAAUGACACCACCUAUCUGCUGGAUGAAAGUCUGGAUUCUCUCAAACGCAUCCAUGAGGUACAAGAAGAAAUGAAGAACAAAGAGCGCUGGGACUCAUUGCCCAGGGAUCAGCAACAAAGCCGGCAGUCACAGCUGACACAGGAUGAGCGUGUCUCCCGCUCGUACCUUGCUCUAGGCGCAGAAACAGUGGAUAUGUUUCAUUAUCUCACCAAACAAGUACAAAAACCUUUCCUUAGACCUGAACUUGGCCCGCGCCUAGCUGCCAUGUUAAACUUUAACCUGCAACAACUGUGUGGACCUAAGUGUCGUGACCUAAAGGUAGAGAAUCCAGAAAAAUAUGGUUUUGAACCAAAGAAGCUUUUGGAUCAACUGACUGAUAUUUACCUGCAUUUAGACUGUCCCCGGUUUGCAAAAGCCAUUGCUGAUGACCAGCGAUCAUACAGUAAAGAAUUAUUUGAUGAGGUGAUUUCAAAAAUGAGGAAAGCGGGAAUUAAAUCGACAAUAGCUAUUGAAAAGUUUAGACUUCUGGCAGAAAAGGUGGAAGAAAUAGUCACAAAGAAUGCCCGUGCAGAAAUUGACUAUGGAGACGCACCAGAUGAAUUUAGAGAUCCAUUGAUGGAUACUCUGAUGAAUGAUCCUGUGAAAUUACCCUCUGGGACCAUAAUGGACCGUUCCAUUAUUUUAAGACACUUGCUGAAUUCACCAACAGAUCCAUUUAACCGUCAACAUCUGACUGAGAAUAUGUUGGAGCCAGUGCCUGAACUGAAGGAAAAGAUCCAUGCUUGGAUGAAAGAGAAGCAACAUGCAAAUCGUUCUUCACAGUGAAGUGUUACUUAUGUGGGAUACAAUGAGAAAAAUGUGUAGUUGUGAACUUAGACCACCAGAUUAUUAAGACCCAAACGCAAAUCUGCUCAACACUGAGGCUGUGCAGGCUACGUCUGCUGCACUGAUGUUAAAAAGGGUGAACUGAACGCAUUAGGAAAAUGUAAUGUCUCUGUAAAUAAAUCUAAUUUAAAGAACAAAAAUAGCUAAAAGGAGAGAAGUUCAGAGGUAUUGGGUACAAUUUAGAAUACCUUUUUCAGUACAGCUACAUGUGACCAAUUCCCUUGUAGCAAUUUUGAAACAAAAAGGGUCUGAGCAAACAAAGUUUUUUAAAAUGACUGUAUUAACAGAAGAUGGUCUGUAUUUUAGGUUGACGUUAUUACUGUACCUUGCGACCAGUCGCUGCUAAAGGGACUGUUUUGUUUGCUGCACUAAAUGUUUCUCAAAACCAAAGUAAUGCACAGGCCCUUUCCCUAAAACCUGAUGUUUUAAUUAUGAGACAUAAUCAGUUGGCUCACAGGAUUAAUGGUGAGACUGUUGAAUUCUAUUUGUUUACCAUUAACUUAUAUUUUUGUCUCUAGCUUUUCUCCCCCACCCGCCCCCUGACACCAGUGCUUUUGUGCAAACUCUGUAGCAAGCAAGCGAGGUUAUGGAGUUCAUCCAUUUCUGCUGAACCAUGUUCUAUGACCAUCGUUUUUUCCACAGUAUGAUCUGCAUUAUUGAAAUAUUUUGAUUGCAAUAAGGCUUUUUUUUUAAAAGAGGGAUUUUCUCCAAGAAAUUACUUCAGUCCAACUGCUGUUGGAUUGCCUUCCUCUCCCUGAGGACCUUUUACUGCUACAGCACACUAGAGGGCACUCUUGUUUGCCAGGAGUUCCUUCAGCCUUAUAUCAAUGUGUUUUAACUAGUAUAUGUUGGGUGCCACUUCAGUGACUACCUAAUAAGUGAACAAAAAUGAAAACUCCAAAUUCUUUUUUUUCUAUUGGCCCUGUUGUAUUCACUCCUGUUACAUUAAUUUGAGCUUUUAAUUCUUUGUAAGUUGACUACAUUUUCUACAUUCUCUGUAAUUUGCUGCGAAGCUUGUUAUUUCAACAGUCCUGAAUUGCAGCAAGCUGAGGUAAUGUGAAGUUACUUUGCAUUAUGGAAAAUCUUCUUUGAAAAUUAAAUAAAGUAUGCAAGAAAACUCCCAAA
Molecule: messenger RNA, 5484 nt
Organism: Chiloscyllium plagiosum (whitespotted bambooshark)
Lineage: Eukaryota; Metazoa; Chordata; Chondrichthyes; Orectolobiformes; Hemiscylliidae
Gene: ube4b
Product: ubiquitination factor E4B, UFD2 homolog (S. cerevisiae)
Biological process (GO): ubiquitin-dependent protein catabolic process; ERAD pathway; protein polyubiquitination
Cellular component (GO): ubiquitin ligase complex; cytoplasm; nucleus
Molecular function (GO): ubiquitin-ubiquitin ligase activity
Source: RefSeq, a predicted model, not a curated record